This is a messenger RNA of Emiliania huxleyi CCMP1516, 323 nucleotides long. RefSeq lists its product as hypothetical. The transcript is spliced from 2 exons. The record is from RefSeq and is a predicted model, not a curated record. The annotation marks the transcript as partial. Lineage: Eukaryota; Haptophyta; Isochrysidales; Noelaerhabdaceae.
GCACCAUCUUCUGCGUCUCGGCCGCCCUCGACGAGCAGUGCGCCUACGAGACCUCCGAGGGAGGCGUCUGCACCCGCGCCUUCCUCGGUGCGUACAGGAAGGGCCAGCCGCCCGGACAGGCGGGCGGCAUCUGCGAGUCGCUCCUCAACUGCCUGACGGGUGAGACGUCGGCGACGCGCAGCAUCGAGAUCGGAAACAAGCAGGACAAGGGCCAGAUCCCGCCGUCCAAGCCCUGCACCGCGGCCGGCAAGAUCUUGCCGCAGCCCACAAAGGACUACGUUAAGUCGAUCCGCGAGAAGAACGGCUACGUUGCGCAGCUCUGA